AUGACAGAGUCAUUUGGCGUAAGACAGGAUAAUGAGAGAAGGCCGUCAACACCGCCUGGAACGGUGUACUUUGGAGAAGGACGUAUUGAUCUCGAUGGAGCCGAAGAUGGUGACGGUCAUAUCAUUCUCCAGCCGCGACCAUCCAACGACCCUAAUGAGCCGUUGAACUGGCCGACGUAUCAAAAGGCGAUCAACCUUUCAAUUGCAUGCCUGUUUACCUUGAUGGUUUUCGCAACCCUUGAUGUUGGGACCGUUAUCUGGCCCUCUCUGACAGCUGAGCUCGGAUACAGAUCGAAGUAUCUUAAUGACAGCUACGCAGCUGGAUUGGCAGGUCUUGCCAUCGGUUGUAUCUUCUUCAUUCCUGCAGCUGUUCUAUUCGGAAGGAAGCCCGUGUAUAUCUUUGCUUCUUUGGCAAUGGUAUUGGUCAAUAUUGGCCAAGCUUUAUUCCAGACACGAGUCCAAUAUAUCGUCCUACAGGUUUUGGCAGGGCUCGCUGGCUCUGUCAAUGAUACCAUCGUUCAGAUGACUAUUGUGGAUCUCUUCUUCGUCCACCAGCGAGCAACCAUGAAUGGUAUUUAUUCCACAACGGUGGUCAUCGGCACAUACCUCAGCCUGAUUCCAGCGGGAUAUAUAAUCAAAAGUCAAGGGUGGCGUUGGGUAUGGUGGUGGUGUGCUAUUCUUAACGCAUUAGUUCUGCUGUUGAUAAUCUUCGCUUACGAGGAGACUAAAUAUGGGAAGCCCACAGGGAACUGCUAUGUUGGCGAAGACCCCCGGGCGAUGGUACCACCACAGGAAAAGCAUCCUGAAACACCUGCCACCCACGAGAGCAAAGACGCAAUGCCACCCAGCAAUGGCAUAGUCCCAUCCAUGAUUGAGGAAGAACUGACCCCCAAACGGAAGACAUAUUACGAGCGAAUGACCACUUUUGGACCCACCGCCAACGUCACCUUGGAGGUAUAUUGGCAACAUAUGUGGCGCCCAUUCCUCCUGCUGUUUCGCAUUCCUGCAGUGCCUUUCGCUGGGAUGCAGUAUUCCUUGAUGAUGUGCUGGGUGGCCAUCCUGGCCAUGACACAGCCUAUUCUGUUCGCAGCUCCUCCCUACAACUUCUCAUCAGUAGGUGUGGGGAACAUCAACAUCGCACCAUUUUUGGGUGCCGUCAUAGGGUCUAUUUAUGGCGGUCCGCUUAACGACUACUACGUCGUGUACAUGGCUCGGCGACGAGCUGGAAUCUAUGACCCGGAGCUAAGAUUGCAUAUGCUUCUCGCCCCGCUGAUCAUUUGUCCGCUGGGUCUCUUCCUUUAUGGAACUAGCAUUGCCAAUGAGCAACCAUUCAUAAUCCCGUUGGUUGGAUCCACGUUUGUCGGCUUUGGGAUCGGAUCCGUAACUUCGAUUAUCCUGCCGUACUUUGGAGAUUCCUAUCGUGAGCUUGUCGCCGAAGGCCUUGUGGUCAUCACAAUCAUCCGUAAUGUGGUCUCAACAGCCAUAUCAUUUGUUGUGAAUCCCUGGAUGAGCGGGCUCGGUGUUCAGAAUAUGUUCAUUAGUGCGGGAUGCUUGUGUUUUGGCACCAUGAUAUUCGUGAUUCCUAUGAUUAUCUGGGGCCGCAAGGCACGCAGCAAGACCACUGACUUCUAUUUGAGUGUUGUGGCACGAGGUUGA
Molecule: messenger RNA, 1656 nt
Organism: Aspergillus alliaceus
Lineage: Eukaryota; Fungi; Ascomycota; Eurotiomycetes; Eurotiales; Aspergillaceae
Product: major facilitator superfamily domain-containing protein
Exons: 8
Coding region: 1-1656 (551 amino acids)
Biological process (GO): transmembrane transport
Molecular function (GO): transmembrane transporter activity
Source: RefSeq, a predicted model, not a curated record